This is a messenger RNA of Penicillium diatomitis, 1959 nucleotides long. RefSeq names its product putative C6 transcription factor. Gene Ontology annotation, biological process: DNA-templated transcription; regulation of DNA-templated transcription. The record is from RefSeq and is a predicted model, not a curated record. The coding region runs from base 1 to 1959 and encodes 652 amino acids. NCBI's taxonomy places the organism in Eukaryota, Fungi, Ascomycota, Eurotiomycetes, Eurotiales, Aspergillaceae. Gene Ontology annotation, molecular function: DNA-binding transcription factor activity, RNA polymerase II-specific; DNA binding; zinc ion binding. The transcript is spliced from 5 exons.
AUGAGCGUCUGGCCCAACGAUCCAGGAGGCAACGCCCGCUACAAAGUCGCCAUCCCUCGAGUAGCGGGCCGGCCAGCCAUUGCGAAACGUCAACGAGUGACUCGAGCCUGUGAUGCCUGUCGAGUGAUCAAGCUGAAAUGCAACGGGAAACGUCCAUCAUGUGGAUAUUGUAUCACGGUCGGCGAGCCAUGCCUCUAUUCGGCAUCAAAACGGGAAGCGCUACAAAUCGACCUUCACCGUUUGGAAGACAAAGUGCAGGACUAUGAAUCCACAUUGAGUGACAUUCUCUUGAAUUGUCCACCCACAGACCUCAAGCCAAUGUUAAAGUUGUUAUCGCAACGCCGUCCCGAACUUCUUGCCGCCUUCAGAACAUCCAAAAGCUUACCUCGAAGCUACCCUAGUCUGAAAUAUACCCUGAAUCUCGAGCGCAUGCACCUGGGUUCUCGAGGUAAUACCGCAGCGGGCCUCAUUCUGCGGCGUGAGCCCUUGAUACAAACAACGUCCAUGCAAUACUGGAGCUCAGUUGUCGAGGACGAUGUCGCCAGCCAUUUGCUUUCUUUAUACUUCGCGUGGGAGAACCCCACUUGGCAUAUAGUCGACCAAGAGCUAUUUUUGCAUGAUUUGGAGACUCGAUCAACGCGAUUUUGCUCCCCUUUACUGGCACAUAUUAUGAUGCUCUAUGGCUGUAGCCUUUCAUAUUCCAUGCAUUCAUUCACGGAUCGACGACAGGAGAAGGUUCUAAGUCAGAAGCUCUAUGAAGAAAUAUUGCGACUUUGGGAACUCGAGAAGGAAAGACUCGAUGUGCCAACGCUUCAGUCGGGGAUUUUGCUAGGCCUUCUAUGCUGUACGUUCGGAACCGAUCGGGUGGGUAUGGAACUCGUCAUGCGAGGCGCAUCCCUCUAUUACCGCUUGGGUCUGCAUGAGGAAGGGGCCCCUUACUACGACUGCAUCAACCUUGAUCUCAAAGUCAGCAUGGCAAGAGCCCAGAAAUUGGUUUCGUGGGGGAUCUUCGACGUGCAAGCACUAUGCACUCAAGUAUACAGAAAGCCCAGCGCAUGGCCAAAGCCGCCUUCAAUGGGGUUCUCACCAGACGAAGCGAUGGCAUUGGAUGAGCAGCUCACAUGGAGUCCCUAUCCUUUCCAAAGUCCGAUCUUUGCCGCACAAACGUACAUGAUCACUCGUCUCCGCUGCGGGCUGGCGACAUUGGUCAACCAAGUCUCGAUCCUUGCGCUUAGUCUGGAAGACUCUCAACCGACUAAAGCCACGUGGAUUCAAGCUUGUGAAAUCCAUCGAAACCUUCGACAGUGGGAGCGCGAUCUUCCGGCUGAAUUUUUGCUGGCGCGAAAUAGCACUCCCCAUGCCUUGUGUCUCAGAAUGACCUAUCAAUGUACCAUGAUAUCUCUGUGUGAUAUCUUCGAGGGUUAUUCAAUUGAGCAGUCACAUGGAUACUCUGACUUCGACCCCGCACUCAGCAGGAAUGCAGCCAUCGAGGCACAUUGUUCUAUCCUCCUCCUAUACAAACACUUCCACGGCUGGAAGUCGGUGCCGAUUGUCAUGCUGCAUUUCUCAUGCGUUGCAGGCAUUCAUGCAAUAACAAGGAUAGGCAGUCCGGGCUGUGACGACCUGAAAUGGACCAGAGUCUUGGAAAGCAGCGUUGUGGGCCUAUGGAAUAUGGCUGUCAGUUGGGGCCGAUUAGGCAAGGCCUUCCUCAGACUCAUUGCCUUUAUGCUCAAGAGCCAGAGUAUCCGCAAAGAGCAGAUCACGAAAAACACGUCCGCGAUCAUGGAUCAGCUUGACGGCACCUACUGGACCGCGACCGACACAGCCUCUUUAGCUGCAGAUUAUGUCGUUUACUCCAUCGCUUCCAACUCUCCUGCCUCUCCUGAUGGUACAGGAAAACGACUCACUCCGCAGUCGAUCGAAGAGAUGAUUAAAGCUGCCGAGCAGUUGACGCUAUGA